ACAGUAAACAGCUUCUCUCUUCUAUAGACCGUGAAAGCAUCAUGAGAACAGGUGAAGCGGCCCUCACCGCUAUGGAUUAUAGACUUUACUGGAUUUUAUUGCUCACAUUUUGCUCAGCAUACUCCCAGGCGCCUGAUGUUAUGCAAGAACUGAUGUGUCAAGAGGUAAGAAUAUUUCAACUUUUCUAGAGAUUCUUGUUUCUACUCAAAUGUCUCAUACAGCUUUUCUAGAGAUGAAGUUAUUAUGUAAAGUGUUAGUUCUUUUCUGAAUAGUAAUACUUCCCUAAACAAUAUAGAGCAUAUCAAACUCAUUGAUUAGUGCAGUUUAAAGAGCUUUAACGUUCAAUCAGGGCCGGCGCAAGGAUUUUUGACUACACAGGCGAAGCUGCAUUUUGACAGACAUACAGAUACACACACAGGCACACUGACAGACAUGCAGAUACACAUACACACAGACACACUGACAGCCAUACAGAUACACACAGACACACUGACAGACAUACAGAUACACACAGACAUAAAGACAGACACACAGACAGGCAGACAUACAGACACACACAGAUACACACACUGGUCAAAAUUCACAUUUUUCUAGCCAUCCUCCUGUUUCCUACAUUGUGGGUGCAGGAGGGUGGCUUACCUAGGAUCCAGAGUGCUGCCUUAGGUAGUUGGGAGUUGUGGGAGCUGGCCCUACCCAGCCCCCCUCCUCUCUGCCUUCUCCUGCUCUCGCAACUCCAGUGUUCUUGGGAGGAAGUGAUGUCGAUAAGAAGGGGGUAGGAGGUAGCCCCAUGCCUGUUGGGCGCUAGCCGCGCUGUGUGGUACAUGGGGAGGAGAGAUUUCUAUGUUUAUAUCGCCGCCCUCUCCACACAGUCCACGGCAAUGAAGAGAGUGGAAGGCAGGGUGGAUGGAGUUGCUGGCGCUCGACCACGCUACAAGAAGAGACCAGCAGGAGAGGAGCACUGUGCGCUUUCCUCCUUCCGGCCACCCGGACAUUUGUCUUUUGUGGUCAAAGGUUUGUUUGUGUGAGAUCUUUAAAGCAGCACUAUCAUGCCGAACUUACCUUUCCCUAACCGCUUCCUCUUCUCUCCCUCUCUCAGGAUCUGUUCUUAAUUUCUUCCCAUCUAAUCUAGUUUUCUUUAAAUCAUAAGACAAAGAAGGGACUACUUUGUCUUAUGUAUAUUUCCUACGCUUGACCAGCUCAAGUGGGUCAGAUAAAUUUUCCCACAAUACUCACACUUUCCUUCAUGAUCUUGCAAUGCCUGCUUUCACUAUUCCCGAACGUCCUGUCAUUUAGAUAGAACGCCAGCGAAACUAUGAAUUCCGUCCUAACAGAAUGAGAACAGGUUGUUCAUUCAUGUUAGGAUGACAUUCUGUGCUUUUAGGUCGGUUCGAAAUUUAAUUCCAAUGAAUGAAAUUCCGAUCGGAUCCAUACUGUGGCAGCAUCUUGCAGCCGCGAGUAGGCGCAUGUCUAGUAAACAGUGAGUAGCCAUGAGCAGUGGGUGGGGGCCCUAAAAGACAAUGGGGAGAACCUAUUGUCGUCCCCUGGCCCCCACCCAUGAUCAGCGGGUGAGGGCCCUAAAUGAAAAUGCAGGGGGACCUAUUGUCCUCGCUCCCAGCCCUCACCCAUGGGUGACAGGUGGAGGCUAAAUGUAAAAAUACCUCCAGAUGACUAGGGGUCCACAAGCCUCUAGUCACCCUCCCGCCCAAAAAAAAAAUAUUCUCCCUCCCCCCACUCCCCUUUCCAAUAGUGUUCUUUCUCCCUCCCCCCCACUCCACUUUCCCAUAGUGUUCUUUCUCCCUCCCCCCCACCCCCGUUUCCCAUAAUGUUCUUUCUCCCUUCCCCCACCCUACCCUGUCCCUUAGUGCCCCUCUCUCCCCCACCUGGUCACAGUGUGUCUCCAACCUUAGCGUUGCUGGGCACAGCAGACCGUGGUACAGGAGCUUCAGUUUCCUGUACCUGGCCUGACUGACAGGAAGUGAGAGGCGCUCUGAAUUGGGGUUAACGCUCCUAGAUUAAAUUACUUGGAUAUAGUUUGGGAACUUUUAUGUUAAAAUUUAUCCAAACUGGUCACGGGCUCUAUAAUCUUAGGAAUUUAUAUAUUAGAUCAUGUUCUUGUGCGCUCUCUAUACAAUAGUGCAGUCAUUGUGGCCUGGCAUUUAAGAUAUACACAUGAAAUCUAUCUCAAUAAAAAUAUACUUUUAUUGAAUAAUUUAAAUACUUUUAUUAAACGUUUUUGUAUCAGAAAACACACAGCAGACUCAAAACGGAACUUGUAGAGCUUAUAAACUACCUUCUACAAUUCAUGCUUUUUUUAGUCUGUAAAAUACCAGGACAUGAACUCCCUUGCAAAAGUGAAAAAGACUAAAAAAAAAUAAAAAAGACUACAUUUGGAGGCUAUACUGCCCUAUUUAAAGCAAAAUCGAUGUUAAUUACUAAUGCUUAAUACAUAUUCCUUUAUUGACAAAUCCCAAAUGUUAUAUUAAAGCACAUCAUAGGCACCUAGACCACUUCAGCUUGUUAAAGUGGUCUGAGUAGAGUGCUAGUGUCACUUUAACCUUGGUAUUGUAAUUAUUAAUAAACUGCAAUAAUUACAUUGCAGGGUUAACUCCACUUCUAGUGGCUGUCUGGUAGACUUUUGGUCGCCUGAUGCUGCACACUUUGCAUGAGGACAUCCAGCAUGACCCAAAAGCCCAUAGGAAAGCAUUGAAGCAAUUCCAUUCCCACAGUCUGUGAAUUUCAGCAAGCAGAUUCAGCCCAAGUUGUCAGAAAACUUGUCCCUGACAAAACUCGCUACCUGUUAUUUGAAGGGGGAUAGGAGACAUUGUGGAGAGAAGACGUGGGGACCUGCUUCGCGUAAACCUGCAUCGAUUAGAACUACUUAUGCAACGCAGUAUCUACCUGGGCAGAGACACCUCCACCACACCACCCACAUUUGCAGAUGGUCAUUGUGGCGGAACCACCCUCAGCACUGGAGAAGACUGAUUGCCAGCCUCCUGCCAUAUGACUAUGGCCCCUGGGAUGUAGUGCCUGCUCUCCUGUACUACUAAGGAUUGCUACCAACUAGGUGGAUUUGGCUAUGGAGCUUGUGUAGAGACCUCUGUUGGUAGCAACAGAAAUAUGCACUACCUAAAUAGCAAGACUGGUAAUUUGCAUAUUUGGGUAGAUUUGCAUAUCACUAAUUCUGCAUGCAGGAGAGACAUUUUGUGUUAAUUAUGGUCUUCCCCACCCAUUUAUAAAUAUGUAAUUAUGUUAUAAUAAGUCACUGUAUGUUGCUAUGAUUUGACUGUUUGUAAUUUUAUUGAGUUUUCACAGCAAUGUUAAUGUAAUGACCAUAUGGGCUAGUCCCAAGUAAAAUAAAGUUUUAGACAGUUCUACUUCACCCUCAAUUUGGAGUGCCAUCUCUUAUUGGGGGGAAUCUGCUACAAUGGAUUGUUAUGCUCUGCGUAUUCUCUGCUAAACUCUUGUAAGAGCAUGUUCCUGUUUUGCUCUCUAAAGGAGUCUAUGGUGGUUAUGGUGUCUGCUGCAGUGCUUGGAGUCCUCAGGAAGUGCUAGGAGCAUCCUUCAACGGAGGUACCCAGUCAGGGUGCCAGGUGACGCGUUAAAGUCAUUUUUAGCUUGUGCUCCCUGCACAGUUCCAUGAUGACCCUCCUUGACUUAAAUCGCAGUGCCUUCAAAAGCAGGCUCUGCACGAUCACGAUACCACUACCUAGUUUAGGAGUUGGCUGAAAGUAUCUUCUGAUUUUGGAGCUUAUCUAUUAGCAUGUCUUUUUAAAUGUGCAUUUAUAUAGGUUUUAUAUAGUCUGUUAUUUUGCUUUAUUUUACAAACAAAAAAGUGUAGAUACCUCGUUAUUUGUAUAAUAUCUUGCAAUACAUCAUUACUUGGAGUCUAUAUGCACAUAAUUACUGCUGUAUGUGAGUGUAACUCUGCACACAAAAUAAAAAAAAACUAUAAACAAGGUUCUCAGUUAUGAAUCUAAUUGUCAGUAUAUUACAGCAUUCCAACGCACAAAGGUAGCGUGUCAAGGGAUUACAGAAUAAAGCCAGGUAAACCACCCAAGUCAGGAUAGGAGAAGUCGGAAAAGUCAAAACACAAGAAAUAGUCAGUAACCAGAAGAAGCAAGACACUAAUGAACGCACUCUCUGACUACUAGAGACCAUGUCCAGACACAGUUCCCAUGCUAUAGUGAGUAUACAUAGCACUAGUGUCUUGAAUCAUUAGAGUGAUGCCAAAAUGUAUUUGGGCACCGUUUCCAAAAUGAGCCUAUGUCUGCCUCAUAUUGGCUAGAAGAUCAGUUAUGGGUAAAGCAGUCCAUGUCAUUCUUGGCACCGGAUCGACACAUAACAUCAUUUUCAAAUCGCAAGAAUGAAGCGGAAUGUCCUGCUUCAAAAAUGUCACCAGAACGACGCACACAAAGGGCUUCUCUAUCAACUUUUGUCCAAUACUAGCAGCGGUCACAAAUGACGGCUGUGGGAUUCAGACUUUGUCUAUGGAAGACCCCUGAAAUUGUCAGAUCUGCUUUAUUUGUGAAUGACAAGUACCCACAACACAAUGCUCCUAACCAACACAGAAUGAUAUUGUUAAGCUCUGUGGAAUUGGUUGGCGCCUUAUACAUGCUAAUUAUUAUUAUUGGCAUUUAUAAAGUGCCAUAGCUUAAACACACACACACACAGCUAUGGCACUAUACAUUAAAGGUAUAGAAGGCUUUCUCUGAUGAUCGGGUAAAUGAAUUGCAGUUUCUUACAAACCAGCUUACACAUUGUGGUUGAAAAAUAAAUUCUAUAGCUGACAAACAAUGUCAAAAUGAAUACUUUCACUUCUGCAAACCUAUUUGCAUUUUCUGGCCACUUCUUAUUUUAUAUGCCAGUUCUGCAUCAUAAACAGAGAGGUCUCUGUCUAUGAUGUAGAACCCUCUAAUUUAAGAGGACAUAAAUUAGAGGGGCAAAGGUUUAAAAAUAAUUUAAGGAAGUAUUACUUUACAGAGAGGGUAGUGAACACAUGGAAUAGCCUUCCAGCUGAAGUGGAAGAGGUUAGCACAGUAAAGGAGUUUAAGCAUGCGUGGGACAGGCAUAAAGCUAUCCUAGACUUAAGAUAAGGCCAAGGACUAAUUCAAGUAUUUCGUAAAUUGGGCAGACUAGAUGGGCCAAAUGGUUCACAUGCUAUGUUUCUAUGUCUCUCUGAUGUUUUACAUGAACACACUUUGGAGUUAAUUUUUUGUCCUCUGCUUACUGCCACAUCUGCCCAAGGUGCUGCACUUAUUAUAGCAUGGAGAACAUUGAUGUGCACCCUAACCCGAAACUUGAUCACAUGAGAUAGUGUGGAGCCAGAAUAAGAGUAAAGAAAAGUUAAACCUAAACGUUCACCUCUAUGAACAAUUUUUUCACACAACUGUUAUACUAAAGCACUUACAGAGGUAAGUAUAAAGUUAGUAAAAAAAAAAAAAAGGUACCAACCUCUUUUUUUUUUAAAAAUUAUAACUAAUUUCAUAAAUUAAUUCAGUGUUUCAGUAAGGGAAUAAGCCAAUGGAAUAUUUUGAGGGGGAACAAACUCAAAUGUAUUCAUUUUAUUUUUUGUAAUUGUAAGAUAAUUUUGCUUUUCUUUGGUUUAGGCAUGAUUCAUAAAAAAAGUACAAGAAUAGCACUGGUGAUCAAUAGGAAAUCAGGUGUGAGAUGGGUUCCUUGCAAUUAAGCUUUGGUUCUUUUUAAACUUGGCUUCUACGUGAAGUAGGAGAAAAUCACUAGAUUUGGAGAUGUUUCUAGUUUCAAACUGGAAUUUGUCUGAAUUUUCAAAUUCUGAGCUAUAAUGUAACCAAAUCAUGAAUCAAAUGAAACACGCAAUGGACAAGCAUGUUUGUUUUGAUUCAGGAUUCAGAAUUCCUCCUUUGGUGCAAACAACAAAAAAAUGAGAUGGUUGUUAAGAUGUUAUUCACAGAUCAAGUGAGAAGAGAUCAAAAGAGGGGGAAAAAGUUAGACCAGCAAAAAAAUAAAUCUAUAUUUUUAUCUAGAUAAAAUCUAGAUUUUUAAACACUAUAGGGUCAGGAACACAAACAUGUAUUUCUUACCCCCCUCUACCUCAGCCCCCUUAAAAAUAAUUAAAACUCACCUUAUUUCCAGUGCCAUGUGGGUCUACCGGUGCUAGCCCCGUCUCCGAUCCGCCGCAUUGAUGACAUCAUCAGAAUUGCCGAUUUGUAGCCAAUCCAAUGCUUUACCAUAGGGAAAGCAUUGGAUUGGCCAAAAGCUGCAUGAGGCGGGGCCAAGCGCCGUUUUGGCCAAUCAGCACUUCUUCAUAGAGAUGCAUUGAAUCAAUGCAUAUCUAUGUGGAAAAUUCAGAGCGUGAAGACGCUGAAUGGCACUGAUCCAGCAAGCACCUCCAGUGGUGAUCUGAGGAGUGGACACUUGGAGGUGUCCCUAUGGGCAAUGUAAACACUGCCUUUUCUGUGAAAAAGGCAAUGUUUAUACUCACCAGAACAACUACAUUAAGCUGUAGUUGUUGUGGUGACUAUAGUGUCCCUUUAAUAUAUAUAAACAGGGAUUAAGAUUUCCUAGUGAUUGUGUAAUGGACUCUCCAGACUUGCAGUGUUAAUGUUUAAGACCUGAUUAUUAGCACAGAACUUGACUGUUCCACGUCUUUUUUUCCUGCUUUUAUAUAUCAUUUUUUUUCUCUCCAUUUCUAUUCUUGAAAAAUAUAUAUUUUUUUUGCAGGGCACUGAUUGGCCCAUUCUUGCACCAGUGCAUCCGAUUCAUUUUCCAAAUCUUUGAAUUUGAAUAAGGGGGCGGAGACUGACUGCUGUGGUGGAGCGUUACAUAUCAAGCGAGUUCCCCUCUACUUUCCUGAUAACCACUUCUAGCAACUUUACCUGGCUCAAAGAGAUAAUUCACUGGAACGGUGUGCUUACCCGGCAUACUUAGCACAUUGAGCUGCACCCAGUGAUUUUUCAGGAGCUACAACCCAAUGUAGCAAAUGCAGAUGGACCGGAGGGUGCCAGAAGCAACUACUCUUAUGAUAGAGCCGCAGCUAUCCCCGGGGUCCUGGUCCACAUCUGAUGCACAACCAGGACCCAGGUGGUCAGAUGGAAGCAGCACUUCAAGAUGGUGGAGCUUGCCCUGAAUUACCCUGAAGAUAGCGGAGUCCACAUGUUUUCCUAAUUCCGGCACUACACGCCUUGAUAUUGAGGCCCAGCUAAACAAAAAUUUUUCUUAUUUCUGGAGGCAGCUAAAGCGUAUUGCUAGUGAGCACCAGCACAGAAUCGUUCCCCAAGAGCCUGAAGUCCAGCCAUCUUGGAGAUUAUAGAUGCGUCCCAGGAGAAGGCACUUGGCUUUGGGAUUAAAGCCGAUUUGACAUCGGCGUAGAUGCCCAAAUCAGCGCAACAUGGACGAAGCCGAGUGCAACCUACCGUCAGGUUAGCACAUGUGGUGGACCUAUCCUGCUUCUAGAGACCUUGGCUUGCAGGUUUGCCCUUUGGGGUCACAGCUGAGCUCCUCUCAGCACUCCUUUCUGCGAAAACUGUGGCCUGAGCCCAUAGGUUAGAUACCGGUCUUACUGAGCUGUACCUCGGACUUGCCCCAGAGAGGUGCGGGAUGACUUUUGACAGACAUACCUGUUGGCUGGUUUUAAUACCCCUCUGAUGCCAUCAUGUUGGAGGCUGUUAUUUUAUCUUUCUGCAUCCACUAAAUCUGAUAUUGUCAUGCUUUUGGUUCUUCAGGUUUUUAAAGCUACCUAGCGUUAACAAGGAAUAUUCUGUCUGUGUAGCACGAUACUAGUUGUCCAGGGGGCCUCUUGGAUCUUAUCUUGUUUGUAAACUCCUACUCUAAGCUAUAGUUUUAAUUUACAUGCUUUAUUGCAUUCACUGUUUGGACCAGUUUACUCUGCCUGACACUUAAUAUAAAUUGUGUAUUUUUUCUAAUCUACUGUCUGUAAUUGCUCUACUUCUUAAUGCCAUCAUAAGCUUGACAAUUAUCUGAACUGUAAAAUAAAGAAUUACAAAAAAAAAAAAUUGAAUGAGCCUAAGCCGCCAUAUUUCUGAAAUAAUUAUUUUGUCUUUAGCCAAAGUGGUUCAGUGAAAGCAAUAUGUUUUUUCAUGCACAAGUCUCAAAAAUCACUGUGAAAAUAUACAAAUCAGAAAAUGUAAAUAGCGUAAGCAAGGUGCAUUUCGGACAGUGUAAAUGUAGAUACAUUUAGAUUGUGUUGCUUUAAGAUGAACAAUACCAAUGAGUUUUGUCUUGCCAGUCAAAAAGUAAACUUUACACGGCAAUAAACAAGAAGUUCAACAGAUGUUCAAAGCAAAUUCUAAAGGGAAGUUAUAACCGAAAGGCGUGCCUAGUCUAAUCUAUCACAUUACUCUCUGUGUACGGAUGACAACUCACUUGUGAGUUGAGCUACCAACAACAGCACUGCCAGCUGGCAAAUGUGUGUUAUACAUGUACCCUGCUGCAUGUAUCACAAAGAAUGCCAAUGUAUAAAAAUAUAAUUUUUAUUGAGUAACAAACAGAAUCACUGACCUUCGCACCUGAAUCUGGAGAAAUUUUUUUUGAUAAUUUAAACAGUUGAAAUCUCUAGUAACAUAAUCUUUGCUAUAAUCCUUGAUCAGUAAUGUUUUGUGCACAUCCUUUUCCAUAAUUGGAGGUUUUCAAUUCCGUUCACUCAUGAGUGCAGAUUCAGCUGUACUUUAUCACUUGGCUGUAUAUUUUGAAGUAUUUGGAAUUAAAGCUUUCUUGUCGGGGAUCGGGAUAGGAAAAUUAAGACCUCUUUAUACCUUCUGUUUUUUUAAUAGCUGGUGGCACAGUAAGACUGAUAGAAGAGGUAUAUAACCAGACCUUAGAUUGACCCAGCUUAAUGCUUAGCUGGAAAUAGGAAAUAGGGCUAUGUUACCUGUAAUAGGCCAGAUACACAAAUAACCAAGACAGCAGGAAAAAACUAAAUUGUCAGAAACAGAAAAAUAUCAAUAAUCAGAGACAAGGCUAGCUGGUUAAGGAAUAUAAAAAAAAUAAGGUCAGGGACAAGGUUGGGUCAAAACCGUAAAAUCCACAAUUAUGCAAAGUAACAUACUUAAGGGUCUGGAAACAAUGAAAAUAUGCAGCACCAUAAAAAUUUGAGUUACAUAGGCCCAGGCCUUUGCAUCAUUGACGCAUGCAUAUAGGAAGAGGCAGGAUGCAAUCAGUUAACGAAUUACAAAUAUAAAAAGGCACAAAGGUCACUGCUCGCCUCGUUUACGUUAACUUGUGGACAAAAUGACACAACCACGAUCUAGUACAAAUAAUACGGCAAGCAAAACUUGGCACCUGCGUCAGUAUCAGAAGAUGAUUCCUUUUUUUUACGCAUGUGUCUAAGUGUAAAUGAGUAAGAUGUCACUGGCGCGUCAUUCUUAGAAAAUUGUUGUUUUCAUGCAGGUACGUCAAUGUUAGUUUACACCUAAAAAUUCUUAUACCAGAAAUUGACACAAUAGUGUCUAAGUUGGCAGUGGAUCUGGCGUCUUUUAGUGCUAUCCGCUGCUUUCUUCUAAGUUUCAAAAGCCCCAAUAGGUGCAGGCACUAAAGUGGAAGUUACCUAGAGGCAGGCCCGGACUGGCCAUCAGGCAAAUGCCCAAUAGGAGAUCGGAGGCUCUCUCCUGCCAAUCCAUGAAGGGAAAUGGUAACUGGUGAUAACUGAUCAUUGGUCUGGAAGGGGUUUAAAAAAUAAAUAAAUAAACUACUACCAUCCGCGGAUAAUAAGAAAAAAAGAAAAAGACAGAAAGGUGGGAGGCUUUAACAUAUUAAUUGCUUAAUUUACUGACCUUUUCUGCUGCUGCCAUGGUUACCCAGGAACUUCUUAUACAUGGUGGUGGGGGUACAUUUAAUUGAAAACUAAUUUAACUUAGAAAUAGGGAUAUGAGUGUUUUAUUUUUCUUUUAUUAUGUACAAAACUAAUUAUUUAGAUUUUUAAGUUAUAUUCUUUUAUGUGCUUUUCUUUCAGGUUGUUGCCGAUCAGAGCUACAGCUGUGAAGGUCUUGGACUACAAAAUGUUCCUAGUAGCAUUCCUUUGACCACAGAAAUUCUAGAUUUCAGUUUCAAUUCUCUUUAUGCGCUUUAUGAUUCAACCUUCAGCAGACUAAGAAACCUGACAUAUUUAAAUUUGGCAAGGUAACUCAGUUUUGUUUAUUAUACUCAUUACAGUUAUUUACUAAAGUGAGAAAAGUCUGGAAUUCAAAGUGAAUUUCAAAUGUAAGGCCAAAGCUGAAGAAGAUGGAAAAGUGGCAGUCGGGGGGGGAGGGGGAAGGACAAGGGUAGUAUAGUGGGGACAGGUGCUGUAGAGGGGGGCAGAGGCAGUAUAAUGGGUUCAGGGACAGGGGCUGUAGAGGGAAAUAGAGGGGGCAGAGGCAAUAUAGGGAAAUAGAGGGGCUGUAGAAAGGGCACAAGGGCAGUAUGGUGGGGGUCUGUAGAGGGGGCACAGGGGCAGUAUGGUGGGGGUCUGUAGGAGGAAAUAGAGGGGCAGCUGAGGGGAGACAGGCUGUAGAGGGAAAUAGAAUGGCUGUAAAGAGGUGCUGCUAAAAAAGAAGUUUGAUUUUAAAAAAUACAUACUAAAAUGCCUUCCACCCUCCCAGAGGCAUACCUUGGGCCAGGGAGAGGAGAACCUUAUACAUGGUGGUUGGGUGGGACAGGCUGCACUGGAGGCUGAAGCUGCAGAGAGAGUUAGGACCGCUGGGAAGUCUGGGACAUCAUCAGAGGAUGGCUGACUUCACUGCCCUGCUCUGUGCAGGCUGCAGGAAGACAAGUAAGAGGCAGGGGAUUCAGAUUUUUGCGCCCCCCUACUCUGGCGCCCUAAGGCGGCCGCCUGAUGGACGCACCGGCCAUGAUGUGUUUAGAUAACACUGAUCUGGAAAUGUAUAUUUGGACAAUAUAUGAACAUCCUCUUCUGAAAAAUUUGUAAUCUUUUUCAUUCAGCGAAUUAUAUAGGUAAAACAAUGGAUAUAUUGGUACAAAACCAGAAGCUGGCCAGGACCUAGAGUUGGUCAAUUACGUCCAUUGUUAUCUACACAAGAUCUGCAUGCUAAGAACUAUUCCAUAGAAAACCACUAUUUAGAAAUCUAACUAUUACUAUUUUGCAGAUGCAACAUUAACUGGAUAUACGACUACGUGUUCCAAAGUAAUAUUCAUCUCAAAACAAUUAUACUGAUUGGAAAUCCUGUGUUAUACAUUAAAGACUAUGCAUUUUCUGGAGCAAUACCAGUAAGUCAUCUGUUCUUGCAGCAAACAUCAUUAACAAAUAUAUCAAAAAUCAAAGUGACAAAUCUGAAUGCUUUGGAAAAUUUGAAUUUUGGACACAAUUUUAUCUCUUCUGUGUGGCUACCGGACACUUUGCCAACAAGGAAGCUACAAACUUUGGAUUUUCGAUUUAACGUCAUAACAAAGAUAACAACAAAAGAUACAGAAAUUUUAAAGAAUAUAAAAAACCUCAGUCUGUUAUUGAUGGGUAAUAAUAUUGAUUAUAUUGAACCAAAUUCUUUCAAUUCAAGUGUGUUGAAUAUUUUGGAUUUGACAGCCUGUGGCCAGAAUGCCAAUUUGUCAGAUCUUUUAGGUGGUUUAAAUGGUUUAACUACCAAUAUUCUUAGAAUUGGAACAUUUGAAAACAUGAAAAAUAAGUUUCCAGUCACUCCAAAUACGUUACAUGGUCUUUGCAAUAUUUCAGUAAAUGAAGUAGAUUUACAACAUACACAUUUUGAUCAACUGUCACCCAAUACAUUCUUCUGUUUAAGCAAGGUUCAAAAGUUAGAUUUGACAAACACCUGGAUUGAUUGCUUUCCUAAGUUUAAUAAUUCACUAAGGGACCUCAUACUGCAUAAAAAUGAAUUCAACAGUCUUUGUGAUAUAAAAACAGAGAGUUUAACAUUACUCACAAGCCUUCACGUACGGUACAACGAAAAAAUGAUAAGCAUGGGAACAGGUUGUUUGAAAAAUCUUCAAUCUCUUCAAUUUUUGGAUUUAAGUCAUAGUAUUGAAGAAACGAAGGACUGUUGUAGCAACCACUCUAUGGGUCUUGUUGCCUUGAAGUAUCUAAACCUCAGUUCCAAUGGUAGACUUACCCUCUCACAACACUCCUUUCCAGAUAGUGAUAACCUGGAAGUCCUAGAUUUUGCUUACACCCACAUUUUCAUUCCUGAGUCUUUUAGUCCAUUUAGUAAUUUGAAACUCUUAAAAGUACUAAAUAUGUCCCAUAGCUAUAUUAAUGGAAGUAAUGAUCACAUCUUGGAGGGUCUUCAUAAUCUCAGCUACCUGAACCUCAAGAAAUGUUCAUUUUAUUCGGGAGUUAUCAAAGCUAGCAACCUCUUCAAACAUGCAGUAAACUUGGAAGACCUAAUAUUGUCCUCCUGUGAAAUAACAGCAAUAGAGGAACACGCAUUUUCAAAUUUGAAAAAGCUCAAUUACGUAGAUCUAAGUCAAAAUCAGCUAUUGCAAUUCAGUAGCAAUGCCUUUGGAGACCUCAGUUACAUCUACCUAAAUUUUGCUUUUAAUAGGAUUACAAUUAUACCUUUUAAUUUGGUGCACAACAUUGGAAAUCAAAGUAUUAUUAAUUUAAGUCACAAUCCACUCGAUUGCUCGUGUUCCAAUACCCAAUUCAUAUCAUGGUAUAUGGAAAACCUGAAGAUGUUUGAGGAUAAUAGCAAUACUUUGUGCUGGUCUCCUCAAUCUGCAAAUGGAACCAUGCUUUCUAUGUUAAAAAUUAAUUGUGAGACUUCAUCUGGUGUCAUAUUUGUGAUCAUUCUAGCAGUAAUAGUUGUGAUCAUUAUUAUAAUAGUUGCUGUAAGGUAUUAUAGGAAGAAAUUGUAUUCUUCAAUUUAGAAAAAUCGACCAUUUUCAACCAUGCAUUUUGUUGAGCCAACAUCAUUAGCAAAAAUAUAAAACAUCAAAUUGACAAAUUUGGAUGCUUUGGAAAAUUUAAAAUUUGGGCACAAUUUAGAUUUUUGGGGCAUACAAGGCUGUAUUUUGAGCAUGCACCAUUGUACAGAUUUGGAAAAUGUUAUUCAGCAUUAUACAUCUUUAUCCUACCUAUUCUACAUUCCCAAUCUAAAAUACAUUAUUUCUGUAUGCUGUACCUGUGUACUUAUAUCAGAACUUUUUUUUUUCUUAUCUUGGUUUGCAGUUGUGCAUUGGAUGAAGCACAGAAUUGUAUUGAAUUGUAGCUCAGCUAACUGUUCAAUGCUUACCAAGUAUCCAAAAUAUGGCAGGACAGUCUGUAUUUCUGUUCCUGUCCCACUAUUCCAGGUCAGUUUCUCUAGAAAGCAUAGUGUGAGCACAUUAUUACAUUACAGACCAUGCAGUAAGCGCUGUAACCAUGUUCUCUGAAUAGCCGGCCCUUAGUGUGACUGGCCAGAUUUAGUGGUAGGCAGCUUGGCUUGCAUGCCAGUGACACAUGACAUGUCACUGGCCUACCAAUCCAUGUUUUACUCACUAAUCUGGGAUGUAUGCAAUUAUGUAUUAGCCAAAAGCAGAUAACUGCACACAAUUAGAGCCACCAUAAACACUUGCGGACAUUAAAAUGAGACAAAUCUUUAGACCACCUACCAUCAAUCCAGUGUUUGAAACCAAUUAUCUAAUGCAUACACACUAACACAGAGACAUUGGUACAUACACAUACACAUAGAAGCACUCAUACUCUGUAAAUUCUCCCUUGCGCACUGUUCACAGGAUGUCUGUAAGUAAUACAUAUGUGUUUAAAGUAUGAUGCAUAUAACGGUGUUUAAUUAGUGUUCGUUUCCAUGAGUGGAACUGGUUGAGUUAUACAUGUCUGUAAUAUAGUAAAUGUGUAAUGCAUUAUUUGAGCAUACUAUAAAACAGACAUACUACUUAGUAGAGUUCAGAAAAUCUCGGAAGCUAUGUACCAACUGCCUGAGAUCAAGUGGCAUUUAAUAAGGAGGUAGCAGUGAUAAGUCAAAUACAUGGAGGGCACAUACUUGGCAACUUCGGUUAUAGAUUGUGGAAUGCCACAGUGUCCAGUAAAACAGACCAUGUUUAUUUACUAAAGGGAUACUUUAAAGUGAAUUUUAAAUUCAAGCCAAACUGAAAGCAAAGCAGAAUUUUUCCAGUUUGGCUAUUCGACCGUAAAUUUGAAAUUCACUUUGAAUUCUCACUUUAGUGAAUAACCCUGAGCGAGUUUAAUCUACUUUCCAAAGUGGAAUCUCUUUGUUCAGACUUCUCAUAUUCCUUUCCCCUUUCCUUACCCUCAAGACUUCCUGUACUCCUCUCUGUUUGAUAUUUGACUAGACUUUAUAAAUCUAUAAAUGGUGCUCUUUCCUCCCAUCUUUAAUAUCCUCUACUACUCUAUAAUUUUAUUCUCCUCUAUUCGUUCACCAAUAUUGUCACUUUUCCAAUUCCUCUCUCCCUUUUUCUGCCCAUUUCUCCUCCUGGUUUUCCUGAACACAUCAUCCUAUUCUGCCCAGCUUGCUUUGUUUGUUGUAGCUCCUGGUGGUGCCCUUCUUGCCAUUUCCAAGGGUCAUCCUUCAGUCCCCAUGAGUCUUACUCUACCCGUGCUACUCUGACAUUAGUCCAAACACCUUCAACCUACAACCCAACCAUGUUUACUAUCAGGGCUAUUCACUAAAGUGAGAAUUCAAAGUGAAAUGAUUUUCAAAUUUAAGGUCAGAGUAGCUGAGUGGAAAGCUUAACUGAUUUUAUUUUUACAGUUCAACUAUUUUGACCUUAAUUUUGAAAUUCACUUGAAUUCUCACUUCAAUGCGUAAAUCUGUAUGAAUAUUACACUCAUCACCACAUGCAGCUUUAAGUACUCAUCUUAUUUUUUGAAAACUUAAAAAAACAAAACAAUAACACAUUAGCCAGGUCCUCUCUUUACCCACUAUGAAAGGUCACUCCAUCCCUGGUGGUCCAAAUGUGUGUGUAGUGAGCUUUGCAUGUCCCUAAGGUGCAUCUCUCACUGUCCCAUGUUCUUCACACACCUCAGACAUCCACCUGUCUGAACACAAAGUCUGUGCUGCACAGCUCCCUACCAUUUAAGUCUGUAAAGUAUAUCACCCUUAACAUUUAUCCUGAAACAACAAAUCUUAAAAUCCUGGCCCCAUAACCAUAGUACAAAAGUCAUGGUGUGAAGAGUGUUUCUUUAAAACAGAGCUGUCAAUUCAUGACCUUAUUUUUGCGCCCUCCCCAAACACCACCACUGUUCAGUGUCCCCUCAUUGAGUUUAAUAUUUCUAUUGGUAACAAAUCAACUUUGUUUUUUCGAUAGUUUUCAACACCGGAUCCUUAUUCAAUGCUCCGCCAUGUUGCUCGUUGUCCUUUGUGAACUGUUCUAUAUGGUUCUGGCCAUAAUAACGUAAACCUUUUAGCUAAAACUCUGGCCAUAUAAGGACACAUAAGGUCAUCAUCUUUCUUGAUAUAAACCCACAUUCCAUAAUCGGCAAAAGAGGUGUUUGGAAAUGGAGGGGUGAACUCGCAAGACAAUGGAGGAAUGGUGAGAAUUGUGGGAAAAUUAUAUUUGACAAAGGAAGUCCUCUAUAUUGUAAGCUUGUUUGGGCCAGGUCCUCUUCACCUACGGUUCCCAUACAUCAUACAUGUUUUGUUAGAAAUAAAGGUUUGUCCUGUUCCCUAUUUUACAGCACUGCUGUGUAUAUAUGUUCUUGAUGUAUAAAUAUGACAUAAGACAGUGGCACUUUAUAAAAACACCGCUCUCAAGACCCAAUGUUAGAUGGUCUAUUUGUAAAUCACAUAUACUUUGCUUACAGAUCAAUAUUUCUGCAUAAUAGACUAUUGUGACUAUGCCGCUAUCAACGAAUAUAUUGAUUUUGUGAUAAAUCCAAUACUUACAAACAGACAAUAAAUAGACAAACAAUACCAACUCUAAACAUUCAUGCUGACUUUUUAUUUCAAUGUUAGGCUUUGCAGCUGUAAUACGUAUAAAUACUUGUUUCAAUAUACAACAAAUACGACAUUCAGAAAGUUGAUUUUUGUUUAGUUUUUUGAUUUAAGUAUUUUGUUUUAUAGAAAGUUAAGACAGCAAACACUUUAUUGCACAGAUACGAAGCUGGUUUUUCUACAGCAGAAGUAACUACAAAAAAGCACAGAAUUUUAACAGGUACAUAGGAGAGACUUAACAGUACACAAAGUCAAUUGAUAUUUUUUUUUUACACAUUAGUAAACACUUACAAACGAGUAGUACAUUAACACAUUAGGUACUUUGAGAUUUCAACGUAUUACAAGUAUGACGUGAGUGACAAUACACAAACACAGAAAGCUUUUUAUUAUGUCAUUUUGUAAACCAUUAACAAAGAACAAAAAAAAAAAAAAGACACUGAAAAAUAUAAGCCCCUGUUUAUCAUAUAUCCUAGUGAAUUAGUAUUUGGUAAAUCAGAAACUACUUUGUUUUUUUGUGGGAUUGGGGUGUAGUGUUACAUUUCUAGAUUAUGUGUCACCAGUCAAUCAUUUGGAGGAAAAUGAAAGGCCCCAAAAUGGUCCCUUUAAACUGAGGUAAAGAUUAACUCAGCUCUUGGCAUUUCAAGGAUUAACCUGUACACACGAUCCACUUGCACGUAACUAACUCUGCAUUACAGAGGACCACUAUCGUCACUCGGUUUGCUCUGUCAUCUGAAAAUAACUUUCAAUUGAUGAAAACACUGCUAACAACAUGCGAGUUGCAUUCCUAUAUGCCAAAAGAUGAAGAUCGGAAAUUCCUUAUACUGUGCAAAGAGAACAGCACUUCAUAGUCUUUAUUAAAGAUCUCAUUCUGCUCAGUUUAGUUGAUAAUUAUCAUCAAAUGUUGUCAGAAUAAUUUAGAAACAAUGAAAGAAAAAAAGGAAAAAGCUUUGCAAAAUUGAAAAAAAAUUUUAGAGAGAGAAAGAGAGAAAAAGAAAGGACUUGUGAUUUGAAAAUUAUGAAGCUUUCUAAGCCUCUAAGAGUCAGAGAGGUGAGCAAAAUGCACGUUCCUGGCAAUCAAAGGGUUAAUGCACUUAGAAAGAUUGUGAAAACCAGUACAGCGUGCCAAGGAUAGCAAUCAUUUUCUGUAUAGUAAGGCCCCAGCUAAAUUUUAACACAACAAAUAACAAACCAGAGAGGUUAAUGCAAAUUUUAUACAGAUAAAAAAAAAAAAAAAAGACAUUUCAAAAUUAGAUUCAAAAAAUAAAACAAAAAGCAAUAAUUACAAUAUAAAAAGUUGUUUUCACUCUCAUUUGUUAGCACAUGUUAUCUCACCUGGAUACCAGGGCAACACAAUGUACUCUUUAGAAUAGGGUAUAGGAAAUCAGCAAUUAUAGAAUCCCCAAGACAUUAAUGUUUUAAGACAUACUCCAAGCUAGGAUACAGGUUAAUUAACUGGCUCACCUUUUCUUUUCAAGUAUAGAUCUUUUAAAAUUGCUGGAUAUAUGGUACAAGAGUCAUAUUUCUAGUCCAUACAAGGCUAAUCCCUCCAUCAUUGAAUUGAAAUCAAUGUGAGUGUUGUAUUAAAAAUGAUUGCUCCAAUAUUUACUUCAUUAGCAGGGCUGUGCAGUAUCACAUGCCCAUAGCAAUAGUGCACUACAUUUAUUGGCUUUUACUAUGAAAUUUUUAAUUUUGCAUAAUGAACACAAAAGCAGAAAAAAACAGUCUGUAACAGUCUGUAGAUUCUCUAUUUAAAAUAUAUAUAUAUAUAUAACUGGUAAUGGGUUACUUAGAAAGCGUUCUAAAUAUAAUGAAAAACUAGUUCAGUAACAGCGGAUAUCUAAAAAAGGAAUUAUACCACUGAUACCCAACAAAUGUCCUGACGUGAUCGGGUUUAAGUAUGUUGCACAUUAUUAGAAGAAUGAGAACCUUAUGGGAUAGACUGUUGAAAUGUUUGCAUAUAGGGAAAUAAAAACUAAUUAUAUAUACAUGUGUGUGUAUAUAAAGUAUUAUUUAUAGAGCAAUCACCAUGGAAACCGAUGGAGUGUUUUUUCAGAUUGCUCCAUAUUUGCCUAGAAUAAUCUUUAUACAAAAAGGCUCAGUGUUAACCAGUAGAAUUUCUCAUUUCACCUUCAUGAAUUUGCAAUGAACUUAAUACCAGGAAACAUAGCAGAACCUCAAUGCCAUCUUAUAGUAGUCACAGCAUUGCCAUUAUAUAUAUAUAUA
Molecule: messenger RNA, 18056 nt
Organism: Pelobates cultripes (western spadefoot toad)
Lineage: Eukaryota; Metazoa; Chordata; Amphibia; Anura; Pelobatidae
Source: the annotation of a GenBank genome assembly